AUGGCGCCGGCGCCCCGAGGCGCCCGGGAGGCGCGGCCGCGGCAGCGCCGGCGCGGCCCCCUGUGCCGGCUCCUGGUCCUCGCCCAGGCCCUGCUCCUGCUGCCGGCCGCCCGGGCGGGCCCCUGCCCCGCGCCCUGCUCCUGCCGCCUCCCGCUGCUGGACUGCAGCCGCCGGAAGCUGCCGGCGCCCAGCUGGGGGGCGCUGCGGAGCCCGCUGCCCGCCGCCGCCAGCCUGGAUCUGAGUCAUAACCGGCUGUCUAACUGGAAUGUCAGCUUGGAAUCUCAGACAUUGCAAGAAGUGAAAAUGAAUUAUAAUGAACUAACAGAAAUCCCAUAUUUUGGAGAACCAACCUCUAAUAUUACUGCAUUGUCAUUAGUCCAUAAUAUGAUUGCAGAAAUAAAUGCAGAGGAGUUCCAGUUUUACCCUGCUCUCGAGAGCUUAGAUCUCAGUUCAAACCUGAUAUCAGAAAUCAAGACCGCUUCCUUUCCUCGAAUGCAGCUGAAAUACCUGAAUUUGAGUAAUAAUAGGAUAACCGUUUUGGAGGCUGGUUGCUUUGAUAAUUUAUCGAGUUCCUUAUUAGUGGUGAAGUUAAACCGUAACAGAAUUAACAUGAUUCCACCCAAGAUCUUCAAGCUACCUCACCUCCAAUUCUUGGAGCUUAAAAGAAACCGAAUUAAAGUUGUGGAAGGUCUAACGUUCCAAGGUCUGGAUUCCUUAAAGUCUUUAAAAAUGCAGCGGAAUGGAAUCAGCAAACUGAAGGAUGGUGCUUUUUUCGGCUUGGAUAACAUGGAAGAACUAGAACUGGAGCAUAAUAACCUCACAGAAGUGAACAAGGGGUGGCUGUAUGGCUUGCGAAUGUUACAGCAGCUCUAUGUGAACCAGAAUGCUGUCGAGAGGAUCAGCCCCGAUGCAUGGGAGUUCUGCCAAAGGCUGUCUGAACUUGAUUUGUCCUAUAACCAGUUGACCCGCCUGGAUGAGUCUGCCUUUGUGGGGUUGAGCUUACUGGAGAGAUUGAACUUGGGGGACAACAGAGUCACUCACAUUGCCGACGGCGUGUUUAAGUCACUCUCCAACCUUCAGACGCUAAACUUAAGAAACAAUGAAAUUUCAUGGGCCAUAGAAGAUGCUAGUGAAGCCUUUACUGGACUCACAAGUCUCACUAAAUUAAUCUUACAAGGAAAUCAGAUUAAGUCGAUUACAAAGAAAGCAUUCAUGGGUCUUGAGUCCCUGGAGCAUCUAGAUUUGAACAACAAUGCCAUAAUGUCUAUCCAAGAAAAUGCUUUUUCUCAGACUCGCUUGAAAGAACUGAUUCUGAACACAAACAGUUUGCUCUGUGACUGCCAUUUGAAGUGGCUGCUUCAGUGGCUCAUCGAUAAUAACUUUCAACAUUCUGUGAAUGCAACGUGUGCACACCCCGAGUGGCUGGCGGGGCAAAGCAUCCUGAAUGUGGAUCUGAAGGAUUUUGUCUGUGAUGAUUUUCUCAAGCCACAGAUAAGAAGGCAUCCUGAAACCACAGUUGCUCUCAGAGGUGUGAACGUGACUCUGACGUGCGCUGCCGUGAGCAGCAGUGACUCACCCAUGUCUGCCGUGUGGCGCAAAGACAGUGAGAUCCUGUAUGACGCUGACAUUGAGAAUUUUGUUCGUUACCAACAGCAAGCUGGAGAGGCUCUGGAGUACACUAGUGUCUUACACCUUUUCAACGUGAAUUUCACAGAGGAAGGAAGAUAUCAGUGCAUCAUUACCAAUCACUUUGGUUCUAACUAUUCUUAUAAAGCCAAACUGACUGUGAACGAGAUGCCGUCUUUUCUGAAAACCCCUAUGGAUCUCACCAUUCGCACCGGAGCCAUGGCCAGACUAGAGUGCGCUGCCGAAGGGCACCCUGCCCCGCAGAUUUCCUGGCAGAAGGACGGCGGGACGGACUUCCCUGCAGCCCGGGAGAGACGGAUGCACGUCAUGCCCGAGGACGACGUCUUCUUCAUCGCAAACGUGAAGAUGGAAGACAUGGGCACCUACAGCUGCCUGGCGCAGAACAUAGCGGGAGGCCUCGCAGCCAGCGCCUCACUCACCGUGCUCGAGACGCCCUCCUUCAUCAGACCGCUGGAGGACAAGACCGUCACCCGGGGUGAAACUGCGGUGCUACAGUGCAUAGCCGGAGGGAGUCCUGCCCCUCGCCUCAACUGGACCAAGGAUGACGGACCGCUGCUCGUGACCGAACGCCACUUCUUUGCUGCAGCCAACCAGCUGCUCAUCAUUGUGGAUGCUGGGCUGGAAGAUGCUGGGAAAUACACCUGCGUCAUGUCCAACACUCUGGGAACAGAACGUGGUCACAUUUACCUAAAUGUCAUCUCCUCCCCCAAUUGUGACUCUUCCCAGAGCAGCCUCGGGCACGAAGACGACGGCUGGACUACAGUUGGCAUCGUCAUCAUCGUCGUGGUCUGCUGUGUGGUGGGCACCUCUUUGAUCUGGGUCAUCGUUAUUUACCACAUGAGAAGGAAAAGUGAAGACUACAGUAUCACGAACACAGAGGAGCUCAACCUGCCUGCAGACAUUCCCAGCUACUUGUCUUCCCAAGGAACUCUGUCUGAGCCGCAGGAAGGCUACAGCAACUCUGAGGCGGGCAGCCAUCAGCAGCUCAUGCCUCCUGCCAACGGAUAUGUACACAAAGGCACCGAUGGUGGCUCUGGAACCCGGGUUAUCUGCUCAGAUUGUUAUGACAACGCCAACAUCUACUCCAGGACGCGAGAAUACUGUCCGUACACCUACAUCGCUGAGGAGGAUGUUCUAGAUCAGACACUGUCGAGCCUCAUGGUCCAGAUGCCCAAAGAGACGUAUCUGGCACAUCCUCCCCAAGAUGCCACAACCCUGGAGAGCCUGGUGUCACCGGCAGACAGAGAGACGCCUGCCUUUCCCACCAACCACGAGAGGAUGAGCGAGAAGAAACUCUCCUCCACACAGAUGGGCAGCGAAACGUUGCCGCGGCCUCUGUGGACCGUGAGUGGAGAACGGGGCCCGCCUCCCGCCCCCUUUUCCCAGCAGCCCGUCCCCGAGCCCCCGCCACUCCACCAGCACGAGGGCCAGGCGGAGGGCGGUGCCGCCCGCUCCGCUUGCCCCCCGCCCUGCCACAGGCUGCACGACCACGCUUUUGAUCUCAGCAGGACUCGGAACAUUCAAGAGGGAAGCGAGGGCACAUGA
Pipistrellus nathusii (Nathusius's pipistrelle) is the source of this 3192-nucleotide messenger RNA. NCBI's taxonomy places the organism in Eukaryota, Metazoa, Chordata, Mammalia, Chiroptera, Vespertilionidae. The record is from the annotation of a GenBank genome assembly.